Molecule: messenger RNA, 5930 nt
Organism: Astyanax mexicanus (Mexican tetra)
Lineage: Eukaryota; Metazoa; Chordata; Actinopteri; Characiformes; Acestrorhamphidae
Gene: akna
Product: AT-hook transcription factor
Exons: 24
Coding region: 669-4874 (1401 amino acids)
Biological process (GO): neuroblast delamination; epithelial to mesenchymal transition; neuroblast division in subventricular zone
Cellular component (GO): centrosome
Source: RefSeq, a predicted model, not a curated record
GCCAGUGCCUCGCGCUUUAACUGAAGAAGUUGCUGUUUUGAUUUGAGGUGGUUUUGUGUUUUGGAAGGGGAAGUUUAACGAUAACUAGUUAACUAACAGAGCGGUAAAAUAAAUUACUGCACUACUGAGGAGUUCGCUGAUCUCUUACUGGUCGGGUUUGUUUAGAAGAAGAAAGAGGGGAGAAGAAAACUUGCUGACCAGAAAGAAAAAGAGAAAGAGGGAGAUCUGGCUCUGUUGGAGGGAGGCGAAGCUGUGGAAGAGAAAGGCGAGCAGGACCAGACCUGCGCUGAGCUGAAGACUGAAACUGAAAGCCUCUCUGAUAGUUAGCGGUGUGAGGAGAUCAUGGACGGCUGUAGUGGAGGAGAAGAGGCGCUGGGCGAGAGCGCAGCAGUGUUUGACAGGUCUGGUAGCCUGAGGAACAGCUGAAAAUCUAGACAAGCGUUUAAUUAGCGGAACGCAACCAUCAUCCACCACCUCUUCAGCACAAAAGGGAUUAGAGGUUCGUGUUUCUCUAUAAAGUAGAUCUUAACCAGCCUGGAUAAAUGAUCAGUACCUGCUGCUGAUUCUGUAAUGAUGGCAGUAGAGAAGGACCCUGGGAAAUGGACCCAAAACCUACCAGUGUGUUUACUCACGGUGGUUUGAAAAGCUGAUUACAAACUAGAGGAGAAAUGGAAAGGAGAAGGAGUGGCACCAGAGCAGGAGUGCCUGUCUGGACCUCCGCCCCAGGGUACUCUUCCUCUCCCCCCAGCCCAAUUGGGUCACAGCUCAGCUGGGAAGAGAGUGGAGAGGAGAACUUCCAGAGCCAGAUGGAUGAGAAUGGUAUCAUUGGCCUGAGCGGAGGCAUGGGGGAGAUGGAUGAAGAAGAAGAGGUUCCAUUAGAAGAAGAAGAAGAAGAAGAAGAAGAAGAAGAAGAAGAAGAAGAAAAUGAUGUGUUGGGUGCAGGAACUCCAGAACCUGAGAAAGGUUCACCUCCUGCUCUGGAUGAUCUGAGCUGCAACCUGAGUGAGCUGCUGGACUCUGAGCCUUUCUCCCAGCCGACAGCAGAUGAUGACGAAAAUAGUCUUGCAUUGGAGGACUGGAGUGAUGGAGAAGAUGAGCAGAAACCUCAUAAGGACCAUUCAGAGAGCUUUAAAAUUCAUAAGCCAGAGAGAGAUGGGGUGUUAAGCAUGACUGCUGAUGGGUCUGAAGAGGCUAAAGAACUCAGAGAGCCAUCAUUUUCUCCUCAAGGGGAAGUGAACCCAAAGUACAACUGGAUGAAGGGAGAAGAUGAUCCCAGUAAUGAAAAAAAUGAUCACCUGGAAACCUCAAAAAAUCAUAGAAGAACCUCAGAAACCACUGUGAGCUCACAAAAUCAGUCUAUAGAAAUUCCUCAUGUCUUCUCACCUCUUUCCUUGAAAAACUACCUCCACCAGCUCUCCCAAGAGGAGCCUGCCUGGAACUUUGGACCAGAAGCAGCCGAAAUAUUCCCAUUACAAACAUCCCCCAGCAGCCCACUGAGCUGCACCCCUGGAAUGUCCCAGUCUAAAUUUGGGGAGGAGCUGUGUGAGAAAAUUGAGUGUUCAGUCACACCUCAGCUCAGACCGGAAUUACAGACUGAGAUUCACCAUCAUCAGACUCUUCUCCAGCCUCCUAUUCCUUUUCACAGAGCAGUAAAGUGUGCUCCUCAGGAAUCUCGUCAGUUGCCAAGUCCUGCACAGCAUACAGCCAAUCCCCAGAGCUCUUCCUCAGACUCCUCUCCGCUUAACACACCCCAUCACAGGAGGCAUCGUGGACACAGACCCUGCAGACCCUUUAAUACUGACCUGAAGGAUGCUAGAAACGGGCAGCUGAGUCAUCCUUUACCAGAUUUUUCCAAGGUGGAGCCCAAAGUUCGCUUCCCCAAGAGCGACUACAAGCCCCCCAGGAGCCGGAGACCUCCUCGAAAAAGAGACUCAAAGCCAGACGCUCCUCUGUACAAAUCCCCUGCUGACAUGGUGAGGGAGGUUCUGCUGAGCAGCGCAGAAGGGCUCUCAGAUACUCCUGCUCCUGUUGACCUCCAGAGAUCUGUGGACAGUGAUGAGACUAAGGAGAUUCUGUGUCCUCUUCAGGCCAGUACUCUGGUCCAACAGCUUCAGGAUGAUUAUAACAGGCUUCUAACCAAAUAUGCAGAGGCUGAGAACACCAUUGAUCGUCUACGCCUGGAAGCAAAGGUGGGCCUGCAGUGCAUUUCUCCCAGGUCCAGUCAGUCUGCUUUGCCAGGUGUUCUCAAUAGUGGAUCCAAGGUGAUAACCCUGAGUUUUCCUCAGGCUCAGAGAGCAGAGCUUAGCACAAACACAGUGCCUCCAACUCAAGAGAGGACUAAUACAGAAGCUUCCAAUGAGAUUCUCAAUCGCCCUUCAUCUGUAGACCUCAUCUAUUCCAAAGGACAUCUCUCUCUUACUGCAGCACAACUAACUGAAUCUCUCUCAAAACAACUACAGAUAUUUCAACUACAGGUCGAUGAGUUUGAGAAGCUUCUGAAGAGUGGAAAACUUGAACCUUAUGAGCAGAUGCAGGAGCUGUCUCAGCUGGCCCAGGGCCAGGACUCUUUAGAGAAGGCUUAUCUGGCUGCUCGAGACCAAUAUCAACAAAUGCAGAAGGAAACAAGAGGACAGUCAAGCCCUUUUGACCCUGAAAGGGAACUUGAAAGUCAGAUUUUUAACUCUGGUUUGCGAUUGGAAGAACUGAAUGAGAGGAUGGAGCAGUCUGAACAAAACGAGCCCAAAUCAGAACCUGGACCAAGCCCACGUCCUUAUGCCCAUCAGCUCUGUGCAUCUUUAAACGAGACAGUACCCCAGCCCGAGACCCCGGUUUCUGCAGCCCACUCUGAGGACACAGUUGAGUUGGAGGUGAGUUCUGUGAAUGAUGGAAGUGAUGGAGACAAAGAAGAAAAUGCUAAAGAGGAGAUUCUUCCAUCUCUUCUCCAUUCCCUGCACCAAAAACACAAGUGUGUGGAGAACGACUUCAGCAAUCUCAUGGACCGAUACCAGAGCUUCAGAGAGCUGCCCAAGCGGCUGGAGAGAGGACUGUCUGAGUCCCGCCAGUCUCUGGAGUUUAGAGCUUCUCCUCCUUAUCCUGCUUUAAGUGACGGAGUAGAAGAUGAUCCGCACUGGAGUACUAAAGACGAGGUGGAUUCAUCCAAAUCAGUAGAUCAUAGUUCCUCUGGUACUUCACAUGUGUGUAACUCUAAGGAAACACUUGACAUGAGCCCUCUACCAGACACAACAUUACCAGGGCCACAUGGCAGUGAGAGAAGACCUUCAGCUAGCAGCACUUCCCAUAGCAACCUUGGAGAGAGUGCAGCCUUCAAGAAAAGAGCCUCAAAAAAGUGUGAUAGGGUUCUGAGAGCCCCCCCACAGGAUGGAGUUGCAUCACCAGAGACUGACAGUGGCUUUCUGGGUUCCGAGAGUAGUCGACUCACGCCUGCAGUACUCAGUCCUGUCCAGCAGAGGACAGCAUUGAGGGUGACCAGGCCAUCUGUCACACAAGAGCCGAGCACAGUAAAACCUGAGAAAGUGUUGGUCAGUGUGCAGCCUGCUCUUGGCUCCCAGGCACAGAUACAGACCCCUCCAACCUGCUCUCAAACAGCUCCAGGCUCCACAGGGGAGGAGAGGACAGGAGGGCACACUGGGAGAAGGUACCUGCCCAGCCCCUCCAACUCCAGUUCCCCACUGCGCUUAUCCAGUGGCCCCCUGCAGCCCUGCUGGAGUGACUCUGCCCCGUCCUUAUCAGGAGAGGAAGCACGACAGGAUGACCGAUACACACAGCCGGCCAAUCAAAACGACUGUUAUCUCAGAAGCCCCUCCCCUGCUGUAUCCUAUCGCCAUAGCGACCACCUCAAAGCACAAGGUUCUGUCCAGCUGACAAAUCGCCAUGAGGCCCUCCAGUCUCUGCAAGAAGAGGUGGACAGACUCCGGGAGCACCUAGAGGGCAGUCUGAGGAUGUCCAGUCCAUCCAGUCCUGUGAGAGCACGGUUUUCUGUCCUAGAGGAUUUCAGAAACCCUAAACCUUCUCACACAUCUACACCUGUACAACCUACCCUCAGGUUUUUGAAUCCAAGAGCAGCCAACAAAAGAGCACCAAGAGAGAGUAGGAGGAGUGAGGAGGAGGAAGAGGAAAGAAAGACAGCACCAAAGCCUGAGCCAAGGAGGAGAUCAGCAUCUCUACCCCGUUUUAGAACAGAGCUUUCAGAUAUAACCACAGAUUCCGAGCAUGCCCAGUCUGACCCCAAGCCACAAACCCUGAGGUAUUUCCCAGUAUCCCCUUCAAAGUCACCUGCAUACCUGAGAGCCAGGGCUGAGCCAAAGCCCCACUCGAGUAGCCAGCGGCGUAGCAGAUCACCUGUCCAAUCAAAGGAGUAUGAUGAUGAAUGCAGCAGAGGGCCGGCUCCUGCUCGGUGUAUGUGGUGUACAGCAAGACCGAAUAGUAGAAUGCCUGCACCAAACCAAAGCUUCAUUCGGAGGGAUGUUCAGAGGCCAGUGAGCUCCACACACAGGGAGAGAGGGGGUGUGUACUUAGCAGCAGCUCCUCCCCCUACAGUACUUGGCUGUGUGCACAUGGUCCAGUGUGUGCCAGUCUUUCCUACAGUUCUCUACUACUCCAUCCCUGUGGCACCAUCUACCUACCCAAAGCCCCUUUACCCCUCACGGAGCAGCGAUGACAGAGGUCACAAAUCAGGAGGCAGAAUUCAUCACAGACGUUCACAGUCUGUGGACACUCAGCACUCUCUCAAACGCUCUCUGGAUCGUGCCAUUGAUGCUGCCAGGAGCAUGCAUGAAGUUUCACGACGCAUGACGCGUUCUCUCGCUUCGGGACUGCAGAACACAAGCCCUCUCGCUCAUUCCUGCUCCUACUAACACUGCAUGCAGCACUGAGCACUGCUCUCACCCAACCACCCAGCAGCACUGCUGCAUCCUCCAGAGUUAGUUCAGCCUUGUGGAAACAAAUACGUCUUUUACUGGUACUGAGAAAGUAAUAUGGAACUCUUAGUCUAAACCAUGGCAGCUACACUGUAAUGGAAGAGGAAACUACACUGUGAGAUAAACUUAUUUAAUUUAUGGCUGGAUUUUAACUUUAUGAAAUAUACAAAAAAAAAUGUAAGCUGUGUAAAAGGAAGCUUUUUAACUGUUGUAUACUGUUAUUACAUACAGAGGAGUUCUUCUUCCACAAAAUGAAGUACUUCUGCACUAUGUGUAUUAGUUUACUGAUUACUUUUUACAUACAUUUAUAUAAGGUUUUUAAAAGUAAUGGAGACUCAUCUGAAGUUUUGUGAUUUGUGAUUUUUUUGGUGAAUGUUAUUUAUGGUGAAUGUUUUUUGUAUGAGUAUAAUUUAAUUACUCAGACUUUUGUCCUGAAUUUUUUUUUUAAACUGCAAUAUAGUGAAAUUGUCCUGUCAUACUGGGAGACCCCAAAGACAUAUAAAAGUUAGUGAGAUUACAGACAUGACAGAAUUUAUAUAGUCAUCAGAAAAUUAUGACCACCUCCUUUCUACACUCAGUGUCCCAUUUUCACAGCUCCACUGGUCAUAUAGGAAUCUUUGUAGUUCUAUAAUUACAGACUGUAGUUCUGUGUCUGUAUCUCCUCAUUUCACCCUGUUAUUUAAUGCUCAGUCCCCCACAAGACCGCCACAGAGCAGCUAUUAAUAUUUGGAGGGGGGGUCAUUUAUUCUCAGCAUAAAUGACCCCCCAGCCUGCAGCCUGAUCAUAUAUAUAUAUAUAUACAUAUAUAUAUAUAUAUAUAUAUAUAUAUAUAUAUAUAUAUAUAUAUAUAUAUGUACAUGGUACAUGUCAAAGUUGAUUUUAAAUGAUGACUUCUUUUUAGUGAAGCAUGUAAUUCAACAAACAGCUAAGUGUUAGUAAGUCUUAUUUCUUUUGUUCUUUAAAAUAUUAAAUAAAAAAAGUGUUUUUUCUCAA